GCGCAAGAAACAGAGUCCUUCCCCAAAUCCAACGCAAAUUCCAAGAAUCCUACUCCAAAUUGAAGAUUCCAAACUUCACAAUUAUAAAAGGAGACAAAAGCCACAAGAAAAAUCAUCUCCUUCAACCCCAACUCUAGAGGGAGAUCGAGAGACAGAUCGGGAGCAGAGCAGGGGGCCGGCCUAGGGUUCCGACCCCUAGGCCCGGCAGUCCAGCGGCGCGAUGGUGGCUUGAAUUCCGGCGAUGUUGCAGAGAAUAUUAUCCCACUCAAUAAGCAAGAAGAGAUGGAGGAAGGCACACUAAUCUCAGAGGGUGAGGCUUCAACUUCUUCAAUAGCAAGAGAAAAUCCAAUCCACUCUAUAACAGAGAUCCACAAGGAAAGUGAUAGCCACAAGUCUAUUGAACAUUUUGAAUUACAUACGUUUGAAGGCAAGAAGCAUAUAAAGCGCUCGCUAUCAGUUCCUGCAAAUGUUAACACUAAAAGCUUAAAAAGGACUGGUUCUUCCCGGCAUUUGAUCCGUGUUAUAUCUGCAUCCACUCGGUUGAACGCCGAUAACAAUGCAUUCCCUCCUAAUAAGCUACUAUUACCACAAACGAACAACGUGCUAGAGAUGUGUCGGGGGAAGACAUUAUUGCAGAGGAAGAAGGCGUUUGUAGGAUUUGUUUUGAGGAGCUCGGAGAAGGAGGAGAGGCGUUCAAAAUGGAGUGCAGUUGCAAAGGGGGUCUCGCGCUUGCCCACAACGAGUGUACGUUGAAGUGGUUUGGCAUUAAGGGCAACGCGGUUUGCGACGUUUGCAAGCGCGAAGUACGAAAUCUUCCCGUUACGCUGUUGAGAUUACAAACCUUUGCUUCAACAAGUGUUGUAAGAAGGCCAAUGGUUGAGCCUAGACAAGAGCAACAUGAUGCUUAUCUCCACAGGAUUUGGAAGGAUGUGCCCAUUUUGCUUUUGAUCAGCAUGCUAGCAUAUUUUUGUUUCUUGGAGCAGCUUCUGGUACUAUUUUUUGCAUUUCUUACCCUCUCCCCGAAAGUCGUCUAACCAAACAAUCCCUUAAUGUCAACAAAGAACUCCUCUAUAAGAAAAUAAUAAGAGGGAAAAUAUUCUGUAUAUUCAAUUGUUCUGUUUAGUUACAAGGGGUUUCUCCUUUAUUUAUAGGAGAGGAUGAUUCCAAAAUAGACAAGGAAUACAAAUCCUACAAGGAAACAAAUCAUAAUCAAACUAGGAAACAAAUAAAUCAAGAUCAAUCUUAAUUAGAAUGGGAUUCGGUCAUCAAAGGAUUUGGACUUCUCAAGAGAGGGACGUUGAAUGGUGUGAGUGACAAAGUCACGCAGUCGCGAAGGAGGACGACGUUCUCUUUCACUUCGGCGCAAAGUGUCUUGGGUUGGAAGGGUUUGGUUAUCAAGGGCAGAAGAAGGUUGGACUGGGUCAUUGGGUUGGCUGUUUGGUUCUGAUGUUGCAGGGUUUUCUGGAUUGGAUUGGAGCAACGGUCGACCGGGGUCCUGAGAACGGUCCAGUGUUUCGACCGUCUGGGUGGCUGAUUCUUCACUGCGUAUUUCUUCCUCAAAAAA
Messenger RNA from Cuscuta campestris, 1564 nucleotides. NCBI's taxonomy places the organism in Eukaryota, Viridiplantae, Streptophyta, Magnoliopsida, Solanales, Convolvulaceae. The record is from the annotation of a GenBank genome assembly.